Nymphaea colorata (pocket water lily) is the source of this 1252-nucleotide messenger RNA. Its product is annotated as transcription factor IBH1. NCBI's taxonomy places the organism in Eukaryota, Viridiplantae, Streptophyta, Magnoliopsida, Nymphaeales, Nymphaeaceae. The record is from RefSeq and is a predicted model, not a curated record. The coding region runs from base 524 to 967 and encodes 147 amino acids. Gene Ontology annotation, biological process: regulation of DNA-templated transcription. The transcript has a single exon.
UGCAAGAGGUUGGGUGUGGUCCACAGCCUUCUCACCUCUCUCCCACCCACAACCCUAAAACCUUGAUUCCCACGUUUACUUCUUCUCCCACCAUUCGUUCAUCUUCCUCCUCCCUCUUCCUCCUAUGUGCCUGCAACUCUCUUUAUCUAUCUUCUGUCUCUCUCUCUCUCUCUUCUGUGCCAAUUAUUUGGUUUGGGCCUGGAGACAAAGCAAAACAGGGGAGCCAACUCCUUUAAAAGCAAAUUCCUUUGUGUGUCAGAGUUGGUCUUCCAAUUCCAGUGACCUUUUGCGUCCUUCGCGGAUGAUCACACGGCAGUUGGUCCCCUUUGUUUCUCUGUCAGAAAACCAAAUCCUCUUCUCUGACAUUUUUUCACAUUAAAAUCACAAGAACCAAGAAAACCCACCGCCCUUUUGGAUUAUCCAUACUUUCUUCGUUUACGCCGGCGCAGACAUAUACAUACACCUCUCUCUCUCUCUCUCUCGUUCUCUGGUUCUGAUUCUCUCUCUUUCUCGAAGAAGAAGAAUGAAACCUUCAAGAAACCCUAACUCCCUGCCACCCAUGUUCGCGAGGCGCUUCCUCAAGGCCCUCACCACCAUAAACCUCAGCAGGCGGCGCUCUGCCGUCUCCGCGCGCGCCCGGCGGAUCAAACAGGCCGCCGAUGUCUGCUUGGCUUCGGCGGCCGCUGCAUGCAAUGCCAAGAGAGCGUGGAGCAGAGCCGUGCUCAAACGCAGCCGAGCCGUCCUCUGCAGGCAGCGGCGGCGGCAGCUGAGAGAACGACGGCGGAUCAUGGCCGUCCCGAAGAGUGAGAGCUGCCAACAAGGCCGAGCCGAGUUGCUGCGGCAGCUGGUGCCUGGAGGAGUGGGAAUGGAUUUCUGCGGCUUGUUAGAGGAGGCGGCCGAUUAUAUUAAGUCGUUGAAGGCUCAGGUACAGGUCAUGCAGUGCAUCGCCGAUUCGCUUUCCUGCUAAACUCGGUCUCUUCUUUAUACAUAUAAAAGAAGAACAAUCUAUCUGGACAAGAAGACGAAGAAGAAGAAUAAGAAGAAGAGAGGAAAUAAACAUCCAAAUACAUAAGUAUUCAUAGACGUAAAAUGAUAAUCGGGCCUCUCAUCUUUGCUUGUUCCAUGUAAAUUAGUAAUAGUGCGUGAUGGAAACUAUCGCUUGCUCUUUCUCCCUCUCUCUCUCCGCCAUAUUGAUGUCUAUUGAAAAUUAGAUUAUUUGGGUAAUGAUAUUUCUUUGAUUUUAGUAUCAAAA